Homarus americanus (American lobster) is the source of this 1667-nucleotide messenger RNA. RefSeq names its product zwei Ig domain protein zig-8-like. Gene Ontology annotation, biological process: synapse organization. The transcript has 5 exons. The record is from RefSeq and is a predicted model, not a curated record. Bases 21 to 743 code for a protein of 240 amino acids. Gene Ontology annotation, cellular component: neuron projection membrane. Lineage: Eukaryota; Metazoa; Arthropoda; Malacostraca; Decapoda; Nephropidae.
UGGGCGUGGAGAACAAUACCAUGGUGAACGUGAAGGCACAGCUGGGCUACAAGGCGUUCCUCCCCUGCUCAGUGCGUAUGAUCGGUGACAAGCAGAUCUCGUGGAUUCGUCGUCGUGACUGGCAUGUUUUGACGUCCGGAGUCUUCACCUACACGACGGAUGAGAGGUUCUCCAUUACCCACCGCGACGGAGCUGAUGACUGGACUCUCUCUAUUAAGUUCUUACAGGCCAGAGACAAUGGGACUUAUGAGUGUCAGAUCUCUACAGGGACAGGAAUCGUGAGUCAGUUCGUCAAUCUGAACGUGAUUGUACCCGAGGCGUUUAUUCUUGGUAACAGCGAGUACCAUGUAGAGACUGGUUCACCUAUCAAUCUAUUCUGCAUCAUAGAACAGACACAUAUCCCGCCCCAUGUGGUAUACUGGAAGCACAAUGGGCGGUUGCUGAAUUACGACAGCGAGCGGGGCGGCGUCUCUGUCACCACUGAACACGGCACCAAGACCUCUUCCCGCCUCGUGAUAACUAAUGCCAUCACCAAGGACUCGGGCAAUUACACGUGUGUCGCUCCCAACACCCAGCCAGCUUUCGUCCACGUCUUCGUCAGCCAGGGCGACAAGACAGCAGCGAUCCAGCGAAGAACAUCAGGGUGUGUGGGCGCGCUGUGGGUGUAUGGGUGGUCGUGGGUGGGCUUCUUCACCCUUCUCUCAUUGCAGUGGAGGUCAUCCUCAGCCCACCUACUCUUAUAGUGCGACUAACACCCACUACUUCUCCCUUUAGUGACCCUUCAAGUUACAACUCGACUGGUGAUCCUCCGCCUCGACUCUCACAUCCAGAGCUCCAGUUCCACAGAGGCUCCUACAAUGGGUGUUCCUCCUACUGUAGAUCUGAGGAUUUAGACGAUGAAUUAACUUAAGAUAAACUACUAAACUUACGUCGAGAAAUACACCUGAGACUCUACCUUAAUUAAAUAUCUUCACUUGAUACCAGUUAAGAGAUUAUAAUGAAGGCUGAGAAUGUGUAGUGUUAUGUCGACGUUUUAGUUUAAUUUUGGUAUUAUUUUUGGACGUAAAUUGUUGUCGUUUGUCAUAAGUUAUUCAGUUUAGGUAUAUUCUCAGAGCUUCACUUACGAGGUGUUGUUACGGUAGGAGCCUGAGGGUGUGUCUGGUGCCGUCAUCACUACAGGAGUCAUGGCGGGAGUGUCAGCGUCCUGAUGUUGUGAGGGUCUACCUGCCCUGCCCUGCUCACUGGUGACCCUCUAUACACGUGACACAGCUCUAUAGGCCUCACGUGCCCUGCCCUGCUCACUGGUAACCCUCUACAGCCUCACACAGCUCUACAGCAUCACACAACUCUACGGCAUCACUCAGCUCUACAACCCAACACAUCUCUGCAGCCUCACGCACCACCAACACCACCUCUCGACACAUCGUCCAUGAAGCGAGGUUUUAGUGGCCGAAGCUCUGGAAAAUUGUUUAUCAGGUUUUGGGGUGAGAGGCAGUAUGCCACGGGGGUGAACGAUGGCCACGGGGGUGAACGAUGGCCACGAGGGUAAACGAUGGCCAAGAGGGUGAACGAUGGCCACGGGGAUGAACGAUGGCCACGGGGGUGGACAAUGGACAAGUUUGUGAACGAUGACCACGGUUGUAGGAUGGUACGGAUGUGAACGAUGG